Marasmius oreades (fairy-ring Marasmius) is the source of this 780-nucleotide messenger RNA. RefSeq lists its product as uncharacterized. The transcript has a single exon. NCBI's taxonomy places the organism in Eukaryota, Fungi, Basidiomycota, Agaricomycetes, Agaricales, Marasmiaceae. The coding region runs from base 1 to 780 and encodes 259 amino acids. The record is from RefSeq and is a predicted model, not a curated record.
AUGCCAUCCGACUCCAACUCAGAUGAUCCUGUAUACUACAUUCACUACAAUCGUUAUGGUUUCCGUGAGGUGGUCCCCGGACGUCGAUUGCGACCCAACCCCAAUGCACAGAGGCCCUAUUCCUCGUCGACUUCGAGUUCGACACGACAAUUUAAUGAAUCUUGGUUUAACUAUCACAAUUUGACCGACGUUUCCUAUCCUUCAUCCCUGAGCAUUUCUCUUAGCAACAGCAAUGGGUCGAGUCUUGGUACAUCUGGUGGUCAAUCCCCUUUGACAAGCUUCCCAACAUAUGCGCCAGCUGCUGCUGCAUGGAGCGGCUACUCUACAACACAGCUGCCUGGUCCGUUUCCUGGCCAUUCGGCUGGCGCAACUCACUCUCGAACCAGCUCAACUUCCUCUCAUGGCAGCGGAUAUGAAGCCGACAGAAGUGAAUCUGAUUAUGCUGGUGAGGAAACCGCCAACGCUCCCAGUCACCGCGCUGUGGGUCAUGGUCGUUCCGCCAACGCUCCUAGUAAUCAUCCCGCUGCCGGUCAGGUUCUAGAAAACAGCCGUAACUCAUUGGGCUCUGAUUUCAGUGGCGGACAGUAUGGCCAGUUCAAUCAUGCCUCCAGUUCGACAGCUGCCAUUAGGGCUGCUGCUGGCUCUCCCUUGUACCCCGUGUCGGCGGAAGCGCCGGAGGUUACGUUCUGGACAUGUGGAUACUGUGGUCAACGAAUACUGGGCACGGCCACGGAAACGCACUGUUAUUUAUGCGAUGGCUUCAGAAAAUCUAAGGAAUGA